UCAUCUCUGACCAGAUUGGAGUUGGACUGAUGGCCUUCCAACAAUUUGGAGGAAUCAAUGGAUUCUGCUUCUACGUCAGCUAUAUUUUUGAGGCAGCAGGUAAAGGGAAUUUAAUAAAAGUUACAAAUGCCAGAAUAAAGAAAAAAAAAAAAUGAAAAUCCUGGUCUCUUCUCCUUUGAUAAUGUUUUUGAACAAAAUUUCUGAAGUAUCUAAAACAAAUUUCCCAAGUCAAUUUUGAUAGAAACAAAUUCUCAGCUAGGCUUUAGAAUCUACCACUUCUAUUCUUUUAAACAAACAACAAAUCUAAUAACUAAGACAUUCUAAAAUACCAUUUCACCUUUUUUUAUUGAUAAUGAUUCAGGGUUCUCUUCCAGCCUUGGGACCAUAAUCUAUGCUGUUCUUCAGGUUGUGGUUACUGCACUUAACACAGUUGUGAUUGAUAGAGCUGGAAGAAAGCCCCUAAUACUGGUACACUGUAAAUCAGAUCACAUUUAAGCUCUUCAGUUUUCUUUCCAAAUCCUUCUUAACGGUUAGAGGGUCAACCUCACACUUUUCCUUCCUUCUAGGUGGCUGCAGCAGGAUUGGUUAUAGGCUGUCUGCUGACCGGAACUUCAUUCUAUCUUAAGGUUACCUGUCAAAUUUUUACAUGUAAGAACAUCAUUUUUGCUUUCUAUAUUACUAAUAUCUGGAAAACCUAUUCCGACAGGAACACGGGCUGGCAGUCGACACAGCUCCAAUUCUUGCAGUAGUAGGCAUACUGGUAAACAAUAGUCUUCCAUCAACUUGAUUUGAAAAAAUGCAGCUUAUCAUAUUUCCUUUGUUACCUUUCUAACAUAUCUUGUUUGAGACCAGGCAUACAUAGGAUUUUUUUCAGCAGGGAUGGGAUCAGUUCCUUGGGUUGUAAUGUCUGAGAUAUUCCCAAUAAAUAUCAAAGGAGUAGCAGGAAGCCUAGCAACACUGGUCACCUGGUUUGGAGCAUGGGCAGUUUCAUACAGUUUCAAUUUCCUUGUGGAGUGGAGCUCCUAUGGUAAAUACAGUGACUAUUCUUUUCCUUAUUUUCAUUGCAACAAAAUGAGGAGUAACAAGUAGAAACAACACCACAAUGCAAGCAAAUUAACUAGUCAAAAGAAACAAAUUUGAAAUUCCAAAUAUCAUUCCCUGUAAACAGGUUUCCAGUUUCCACUGCAUUUUACGAUGAACGAAUAAAUUGUAACUAAAGGUGAAAGUUGACCUGUGUGUUGCAUGAUUUUCAGGAACAUUUUUCCUCUAUGCUGCAGUCAAUGCACUGGCUAUAGUAUUUGUGAUCGCAGUGGUACCUGAAACAAAGGGGAGAACCCUGGAGCAAAUUCAAGCAGCCAUCAAUGCAUAGAGAAUCAACAAAAAUUGAACAA
Rubroshorea leprosula is the source of this 1391-nucleotide messenger RNA. Lineage: Eukaryota; Viridiplantae; Streptophyta; Magnoliopsida; Malvales; Dipterocarpaceae. The record is from the annotation of a GenBank genome assembly.